Thlaspi arvense is the source of this 1968-nucleotide messenger RNA. The record is from the annotation of a GenBank genome assembly. NCBI's taxonomy places the organism in Eukaryota, Viridiplantae, Streptophyta, Magnoliopsida, Brassicales, Brassicaceae.
AUGAGAGUUCCACUAAUAGAUUUCUUGAGAUUCUUUGUACUCAUUCUUUCUUUUAGUGGUGCUUUAGUCGCUGCAGAUGAAACGGUGGAAGAAAACUUCAACAGGUAUGAGAUAAAUAAUUAUGGUUAUGGUGCUCCACCGAGCUACCCAACGCCACCAACACCUGGCCCUCCUAUCAAACCACCACCAAUACAAAUACCUCCCACACCAAUUUACAGCCCUCCUAUCAACCCACCACCGGUGCAGAAGCCUCCAAUACCAAUUUACAGUCCUCCUAUAAAGCCACCACCAGUGCAAAAGCCACCGACACCUACAUACAGUCCCCCUGUCAAGCCACCACCAGUCCACAAGCCUCCGACACCAAUUUACAGUCCUCCAAUACAACCACCACCUGUGCAAAAGCCUCCAACGCCAAUAUACAGUCCCCCUGUUAAGCCACCACCAGUUAAGAAGCCUCCAACACCAACUUACAGUCCCCCUGUCAAGCCACCACCAGUUCAGAAGCCUCCGACACCAACUUACAGUCCUCCUGUAAAACCAUCACCGGUGCAAAAGCCUCCGACACCGACUUACAGUCCUCCUAUCAAGCCACCACCAGUUCAGAAGCCUCCAACACCAAUUUACAGUCCCCCUAUCAAGCCACCACCAGUACAAACGCCUCCGACGCCAACCUACAGUCCUCCAGUAAAACCACCACCAGUUGAGAAGCCUCCGACACCAACCUACAGUCCUCCAGCAAUUCCGCCACCGCUGCAAAAGCCGCCAACGCCAACUUACAGUCCCCCUGUCAUGCCACCACCAAUUCAAAAGCCUCCAACACCAAUUUACAGUCCCCCUGUCAAGCCUCCAACGCCAACUUACAGUCCCCCUGUCAAGCCACCACCAGUGCAAAAACCUCCUAUACCAAUUUACAGUCCCCCUGUCAAGCCACCACCUGUGCAAAAGCCUCCAACGCCAAUUUACAGUCCCCCUGUCAAGCCACCACCGGUUCAAAAGCCUCCAACACCAACGUAUAGUCCUCCUGUAAAACCACCACCAGUUCAUAAGCCUCCGACACCAACCUACAGUCCUCCAAUAAAACCACCACCGGUGCAAAAGCCUCCAACACCAACUUAUAGUCCCCCUGUCAAACCACCACCAGUUCAGAAGCCUCCAACACCAACUUAUAGCCCUCCUAUCAAGCCACCACCAGUUCAAAAGCCACCGACGCCAAUUUACAGUCCACCUGUUAAACCCCCACCGGUGAAGCCUCCAACACCAACAUACAGCCCUCCUAUCAAACCACCUCGAGUGCAUCCACCAAUUAAACCACCACCAGUGCAAAAGCCACCACCAGUUCAGAAGCCUCCAACACCAACUUAUAGUCCCCCUGUCAAGCCACCACCAAUGCAAAAGCCUCCUACACCAACCUACAGUCCUCCAGCAAAACCACCACCGGUGCAAAAGCCUCCAACACCAACUUACAGUCCCCUUGUCAAGCCACCACCAGUGCAAAAGCCACCGUCACCAACUUACAGUCCACCUGUUAAACCCCCACCGGUGAAGCCUCCAAAACCCACAUACAGUCCUCCUAUCAAACCACCUCCAGUGCAUCCACCCGUUAAACCACCAUCUGUGCAAAAGCCUCCAACGCCAACUUACAGUCCCCCUGUCAAGCCACCACCUAUUCAGAAGCCUCCAACACCAACUUAUAGUCCUCCUAUCAAGCCACCACCAGUUCAAAAACCUCCAACUCCAACUUACAGUCCCCCAAUAAAGCCACCUCCAGUGCAGAAACCUCCGACACCAACCUACAGUCCACCUGUUAAACCACCCCCAGUGAAGCCUCCAACACCAACAUACAGCCCUCCUAUAAUGCCACCACCCGUGCAGAAGCCUCCCACCCCAACUUAUAGUCCUCCACAAGUUGGAUACGGUACUCCUCCUCCAUAUGCAUAUCUUUCGCAAUCUAUAGACGAAAACAAUUAG